Messenger RNA from Thelazia callipaeda (thelaziosis nematode), 1023 nucleotides. NCBI's taxonomy places the organism in Eukaryota, Metazoa, Nematoda, Chromadorea, Rhabditida, Thelaziidae. The record is from the annotation of a GenBank genome assembly.
AUGACCGUGACAACACUACGUUCUACAGUACUUUUGGCGGUUGUAAUCACCGCAAUGCUAUCCACUGUACAAAGUUCCCUGGAUGACCAUCCUGACUCAUAUUGGCUAACUGUUGACGUACUGAAUGUGGAAUGGCGUAAAGGUUGUCUAACGACGGCAGGUUGUGCUGAGCCACGAUUUCAAGUUACUAAAGUUAAUACGGUAAAUAAUGAAGCCAACUCUAUCAGUUGGCCUGUGACCCUGAAAUUAGCUGAGGAAGGUACUCACUCAUUUAUAUCUCAUUGGACUUCACAAGGUGCCAAUGAUAUUGUUCUCAAAUGUGAGGUGACUGGCUUGGAUCCCACCUAUGGUUUCCCAAGGAUCUGUGAUGCAACUCCUUCCAAACGCGUAUUUGAUGACGAAAAUGAUCAUUUGGAACGCUUAAGAAAGCAACAACGUUUGACAAAUAAUGGCAAACUCGUCAUUGAGGUCAAAGGUAAAUGUUUCAAUGUCUCACUUGCUGUUCAGAAAUAUGAUCGCUGUCCGACAUGUGUUGAUCACCACAGUAUUGCCAUCGUAGAACAAUACACCGAUUCGGAAGUCAGUAAUGACUUGCUCCGUCACUUCAGUGGAAAUGAACAUUUCUUCAUGGCAGUGAUAAUUUUAUCAACAUUCACGGUUAUUUUAACCGCUGGAUUUGCUUGUUUACUCGUUGCUUUUCUGCAACAAAAACGUGAGUUGAAAACAUCCACGUCAAAACAACGCUUACACUCAGAACAGCUGAAUACAGUUCAUGCCAUACAUGCAUGUCAAGAAGACGCACGAUACGAGAUACCUUGGGAACAUAAAGCGAGAACCUUUCGCCGACCAACAUAUCGGAAUGUUAGCAGCAAAAAUGAUUUUUUGCCGAUAUCACCUUCAUUUACAGGAGUUACGGUUCCUGAUGUCACUACAGCAUUAACGCGGCCAGAUUCACAGAAAUCUCCGCCAAGUUUGUCGUUUGGCACGGAACCUCAUGAUGAUAGCGGCUUAGAAUCUGUCUAA